Carlito syrichta (Philippine tarsier) is the source of this 2157-nucleotide messenger RNA. It is a transcript of the gene LCMT2, whose product is annotated as leucine carboxyl methyltransferase 2. Gene Ontology annotation, molecular function: protein binding; tRNA methyltransferase activity. Gene Ontology annotation, biological process: tRNA methylation; wybutosine biosynthetic process. Bases 33 to 2108 code for a protein of 691 amino acids. Lineage: Eukaryota; Metazoa; Chordata; Mammalia; Primates; Tarsiidae. The record is from RefSeq and is a predicted model, not a curated record. The transcript has a single exon.
AACGUACUUCCGUUUCUGAGUCUCUCUUGGCUAUGGGCCCACGGAACCGCGAGCGUCGGGCGGAAGCUGUUCAAAGCACCAACGACAGCAGCGCACUCAGCAAGAGUUCCCUAGCCGCGCGCGGGUACGUGCAGGACGCCUUUGCGGCGUUGCUGGUUCCGGGGGCCGCGCGCCGCGCGCCGCUCAUUCACCGAGGCUACUACGUCCGCGCACGCGCCGUCAGGCACUGCGUGCGCGCUUUCCUGGGGUGGGCGUGCACCUCCCCAGGCGCACCUCCAGCGCAGAUCUUGUCUCUUGGCGCCGGCUCGGAUUCGCUGUACUUUCGCCUCAAAGCUGCGGGCAGCCUGGCCGGGGCUGCGGUUUGGGAGGUGGAUUUUCCGGAGGUGGCGCGGCGCAAAGCAGAGAGGAUUGCAGAGACGCCGGAACUGUGUGCGUUGACCGGGUCUUUCCAGAGGGUCAAUCCCGCGUCAGCGCUGUACUUUGAGAGCGUGGAUUACCACAUCCUGGGCCUGGACCUGCGGCAGCUCCAGCGAUUGGACGAGGCCCUGGUCGCCGCGGGCCUUCAGGCCGCCUCACCCACUCUGCUCCUGGCUGAGGCCGUGCUGACCUACCUCGAGCCGGAUAGUGCUGGGGCCCUCAUCGCUUGGGCAGCCCAGCGUUUUCCUAAUGCCCUUUUCGUGGUCUACGAGCAGAUGAGGCCUCAAGACGCCUUCGGCCAGUUCAUGCUGCAGCAUUUUCGGCAGCUAAAUUCUCCCCUGCACGGCCUGGACCGCUUUCCUGACGUGGAGGCCCAGCGGUGUCGCUUCCUUCAAGCUGGCUGGACUGCCUGCAGUGCUGUGGACAUGAAUGAAUUCUAUCGCAGCUUUCUCCCCGCAGAAGAACGCCGGCGGAUGGAAAAUCUUGAACCCUUUGACGAGUUUGAGGAGUGGCAUCUGAAAUGCGCCCAUUAUUUCAUUUUGGCAGCUUCUAGGGGAGACACCCUCUCCCAAGCCCUGGUGUUUUCUUCCUCAGAGGCAUUUCCCCGUGUAAAUCCUGCUUCCCCUUCAGGGGUCUUCCCUGCCAGCGUAAUCACUAGUGACAGUCAGGGCCCAACCCUGAAGCGAUAUGGCCAUGCCUCUGUACUCUUGAGCCCGGACACUAUCGUCAGUGCAGGAGGUUUUGGAGAGCAGGAGGGACAGCACUGCCGAGUUACCAAGUUUCACUUGCUGUCAAGAGAUUGUGACUUUGAAUGGAAAAGCAGCCAAAUAUACAGCAAUAGGACUGGAGUUCAGUGGGAUGGACGCCUUUAUCACACCAUGACAAGACUUUCAGAUACUCAGGUUCUGGUUUUGGGAGGGAGACUGUCCCCAAUGAGUUCAGCCUUGGAGGUUCUACAACUUCAUUUUUGUAAGAGUAAGCAUAAUAGCACUGAAGACCUGAAUGUGACAGUGACAAAGACUGAUGCAAAAGAAGGUUUCACGUUGUCAUGUUGGAGGCAUUCAACAACCGAAGUGUCCUAUCAGAAUCAGAAAUAUUUGUUUGUAUACGGAGGUCGAAGUGUGAUAGAACCUGUACUAAGUGACUGGCAUUUCCUACAUGUAGGGUCAAUGGCUUGGGUCAGGAUACCAGUGGAGGGAAAAGCACCUGAAGCUCGGCAUUCCCACAGUGCCUGCAGUUGGCAAGGGGGAGCCCUAAUUGCUGGAGGUCUGGGGACUUCUGAGAAGCCAUUGAACUCUGUACUCUUUCUGAGACCGGUCUCUUGUGGAUUCUUCUGGGAGUCAAUAGACAUCCAGCCUACCAUUACCCCAAGGUACUCCCACACAGCUCAUGUGCUCAAUGGAAAGCUUCUACUGGUUGGAGGGGUCUGGAUUCAUUCCUCCUCAGUUCCUGGAGUGACUGUUGUCAAUUUGACUACUGGAUUAAGCUCUGAGUAUCAGAUUGACACAACAUGUGUGCCAUGGCCAUUAAUGUUACACAAUCAUACCAGUACCCUUCUUCCUGAGGAGCAAAAGCUCCUGCUCCUUGGAGGUGGUGGGAACUGCUUUUCCUUUGGCACCUACUUCAACCCCCAUACAGUGGCAUUAGAUCUUUCUUCCUUAAGUGUUGAGCAGAAAGAACUGGACUCUUAAUGUAUUUAGGAUCCACUAAAGUAGACAAUAAAGGUUUCCACAAACAAAA